Molecule: messenger RNA, 2467 nt
Organism: Pipistrellus kuhlii (Kuhl's pipistrelle)
Lineage: Eukaryota; Metazoa; Chordata; Mammalia; Chiroptera; Vespertilionidae
Gene: ZNF652
Product: zinc finger protein 652
Exons: 6
Coding region: 568-2382 (604 amino acids)
Biological process (GO): regulation of transcription by RNA polymerase II
Cellular component (GO): nucleus
Molecular function (GO): DNA-binding transcription factor activity, RNA polymerase II-specific; RNA polymerase II cis-regulatory region sequence-specific DNA binding
Source: RefSeq, a predicted model, not a curated record
CCCCCUCCCCUGCCGCCCGCCCCGCGCGCCGCCCGCCCCGCGGCCCCGCUCGCCCUCGCGCGCUCGGAAGGGAGUCGCGAGACGUCGGAGCGGCGGCCACGUAGCGCUGCGGCGGCGGCGGCGGCGGCGGCCGAGGCCGGGCUUGCGGAGCGGCCCUGAGGACGGACGUUGGGCGGGGGGGAGGGGCCGGCCCGGCCGGCGGUUGUUACUCGAGCACCGCGGCUGCAGGGCCCCCGCCGCAGGAUGGACCGCCGAGGCGGCGGUCGGGGCGGCGGAGGCGGAGGCGGAGGCGGCCGGCCCCGAUAAGAUGCUCCAAGUCGCUUGCAGCUGAUCUUCAAAAGAAAAAUCACUGGCCCUGCUCUUGCCGUCAUACCAAACCUCUGACUUCGCUGCGGUGCUGCAUCACUGGGAGGACUGCUCGCAGGUUCCAGGAAUACCUUUUUUUCUUUUCUUUUUUCAUUUGAAUGCCUCUCUGUGGAUGGAAAGAGAUUUGAGUCUUGAUAAUUACGCUGUUUUAAAGCUGUUUCUUUAUAGUCUGAACUGCUUCAUAACUUGGGCCACUUACCGAUGAGCCACACAGCCGGCUCCUGUGCGGAGCUGGUUGAGAACUGUGCCGCGCAUGUGGCAGGGAUGGCACAGGAAGACGGCCGGCGUGCCCCAGAGCCAUCGACCUUCUAUCAUGGUGCCAACCAGGAACUCGACCUGUCCACCAAAGUGUACAAGAGGGAGUCGGGCAGCCCUUACUCCGUGCUAGUGGACACCAAGGCGAGCAAGCCGCAUCUCCACCAGGCGGAGGAGCAGCCGUAUUUCAGGGAGACAAGAGCCGGGUCGGACGCGCACGCCGUUAAGGAAGACCGCGAGAAUUCUGACGACAUGGAGGAGGAGGAGGAGGUCUCUUACAAAAGGGAGCAGAUCAUAGUGGAGGUAAACCUUAAUAAUCAAACAUUAAAUGUGUCUAAAGGGGAAAAGGGUGUCUCUUCUCAGUCCAAAGAGACUCCUGUUCUUAAGACAAGCAGCGAGGACGACGAGAGCGAGGAGGAGCCCACCGACAACAGCAGUGACUAUGGGGAGAACACGAGGCACAAGAAGAAGGAGAAGGCGGCGGAGAAGGCCUGCGUCGCACAGAGGAGGACGCGGAGAGCCGCCUCCGUGGCCGCCGCCGCCGCCUCCCCCGCGCCCAGAGCCACGCGCGGCCGCAGGAAGAGCGCAGAGCCCCCCAAGCGGAAGAAGCGGGCCGCCAAGGAGCCCAGAGCCCCCGUCCAGAAGGCCAAGUGCGAGGAGAAGGAGACUCUGACCUGUGAGAAGUGCCCCAGGGUGUUUAACACGCGCUGGUACCUGGAGAAGCACAUGAACGUGACUCACAGGCGCAUGCAGAUCUGUGAUAAGUGUGGCAAGAAGUUUGUCCUGGAAAGUGAGCUGUCCCUCCACCAGCAAACAGACUGUGAGAAAAACAUCCAGUGUGUUUCCUGUAACAAAUCAUUCAAGAAACUCUGGUCCCUUCACGAACAUAUCAAGAUCGUCCAUGGAUAUGCAGAAAAGAAAUUCUCCUGUGAAAUCUGCGAGAAGAAAUUCUACACCAUGGCCCAUGUGAGGAAACACAUGGUUGCGCACACGAAAGACAUGCCUUUUACAUGUGAAACCUGUGGGAAAUCGUUCAAACGCAGCAUGUCACUCAAGGUGCACUCCUUGCAGCAUUCUGGAGAGAAGCCCUUCAGAUGUGAGAACUGUGACGAGCGGUUCCAGUACAAGUACCAGCUGCGCUCGCACAUGAGCAUCCACAUCGGCCACAAGCAGUUCAUGUGCCAGUGGUGCGGCAAGGACUUCAACAUGAAGCAGUACUUCGACGAGCACAUGAAGACGCACACUGGAGAGAAGCCCUUCAUCUGUGAAAUCUGUGGCAAGAGCUUCACCAGCCGCCCCAACAUGAAGCGGCACCGCAGGACUCACACCGGCGAGAAGCCCUACCCGUGCGACGUGUGCGGCCAGCGCUUCCGCUUCUCCAACAUGCUCAAGGCGCACAAGGAGAAGUGCUUCCGGGUCACCAGCCCCGUGACCGUGCCGCCGGCGCAGGUGCCCCUGCCGGCCGCCCCUGCCGCCCCCGCGCCCUCCGCGGUGACCUCGCCCGCCGCCCCGGCCCCCGCCCUCACCAUGAACCCCGCCGGCACGCUGCCCCCGCGGCCCGUCCCGCACCCCUUCUCCCACCUGCACCUGCACCCGCACCCCCACCACCCGCACCACCUGCCCAUCCCGCCCGUCCCGCACCUGCCCCCGCCCCCCGCGCUCUUCAAGAGCGAGCCCCUGAACCACCGCGGCCCGGGCCAGGGCGAGGACACCUUCCUGCGGCACCUGGCCGACAAGAACGGCGCGGCCCCGCACCACUAACCGCCUCCGGCUGUUUGUCUCCGGGGUGCGCUCCGCCUCCGGGGUGUUCAUCUCCGGGGUGCGCUCCGUCUCCGGGGUGUCCAUC